Molecule: messenger RNA, 504 nt
Organism: Emiliania huxleyi CCMP1516
Lineage: Eukaryota; Haptophyta; Isochrysidales; Noelaerhabdaceae
Exons: 1
Biological process (GO): actin filament bundle assembly; actin filament network formation
Cellular component (GO): cytoplasm; actin filament; actin filament bundle
Molecular function (GO): actin filament binding
Source: RefSeq, a predicted model, not a curated record
AUGGAGCGGCUGCAACCGGGCUCCGUCGACUGGGAUCGCGUCAAGGGCACGCCCAAGAACAAGUACGAGAAGGUGGCCAACUGCAACUACGCCGUCAAGAUGGCCAAAGAGCUCGGGCUGAAGCUCACGGGCAUAUCGGGGCAGGACAUCGCCGAGGGCAACGAGAAGCUGCUGCUCGCCGUCUGGUGGCAGCUUAUGCGUAAGGACUUUAUGCAGUUCCUCGACGAGCUCGACAUGGACCAAGCGCACGUGCUCACGUGGGCCAACGCGCAGGUUGCGCGCAGAGGCACCGACAUCCAGCUGUCUCGCUUUGGCGACCCGGCCAUCAAGAGCGGCGUCUUUCUAUUGCAACUCAUGAAGGCGGUCGCGCCAAAGGCAAUCAAGGAGGACGACAUCAAGCCGGGCCGCUCGGAGCUCGACCGGCAGCUGAACGCGAAGCUGGCCAUCUCCACCUCGCACAAGAUGGGCGCCCGCGUCUUCUGCGGCUGGCAGGACAUCCUCGAG